AUGUCGUCCGACGACAGCGCACCCAGGCCGGUUGUUAGCCCGGAGCAGCAAGAGUACCACGAGCACCAUGCCUCGACGCACCUCCCCACCUCGAUGACAGCACCGACGCCUUACGGCAAGAUGCUCACACGCCUUGAAAUCGCUUCAACACACAUCCCGAGUUUCUACAUCACUCCCUUCUGCGGCGCAAUGGCCGGUGUGGCCUCGGGUAUCGUGACAUGUCCUCUCGACGUCAUCAAAACUAAGUUGCAGGCACAAGGUGGUUUUUUACGCAGGCGAGGGGAACAUCUAACAGAGACCGCUCAAAUAUACAGAGGAAUGAUUGGUACGGGAAAGACGAUAUGGAAGAGUCAAGGAAUUCGAGGGUUAUAUCAAGGGUUGGGACCAAUGUUACUUGGGUACUUGCCGACAUGGGCCGUCUAUCUUACAGUGUAUGAUAAGUCCAGGGACUUUUGGGAAACAAAGACAGAUAAUUGGUGGUUGUCAAGGACGUAUGCAUCCGUUACCGCUGGUUCCUGUUCAACCAUAGUAACGAACCCUAUUUGGGUAAUCAAAACGAGAUUAAUGUCGCAAAGUGGAGGUAGACUUUCUGGAGAUGGCUUCAUUCCCUGGCAUUAUCGAAAUUCAUGGGACGCCGCGCGAAAGAUGUACAUGACCGAAGGUGUUCGUGCUUUUUACUCAGGCCUCACGCCAGCCCUACUCGGUUUAUCGCAUGUGGCCAUUCAAUUUCCACUGUAUGAAUAUUUCAAGAUGGCAUUUACGGGAUAUGGCAUUGGUGAGCACCCGGAUGAAGGUGACUCACACUGGGUCGGGAUUUCCUUGGCAACUUUCCUCAGCAAAGUAUGCGCCAGUACCGCUACAUAUCCUCACGAAGUACUGCGCACACGACUACAAACCCAACAACGACAUCCACCAGCAUCAUCUCCCGAAGGAAUCGCAUUCCGAGGCGGACUGGAUCAGCCAGCCGAUCGUGGCCGACCACCUGGCGCCGCAUCAUCUGACGGCAUGCCAAACAGACCCCGUUAUGCCGGUGUCUGGCGUACAUGUCAAACAAUCCUUCGCGAGGAAGGAUGGCGUGCAUUCUACUCAGGAAUAGGCACCAAUCUGAUACGAGCCGUUCCUGCAGCCAUGACCACUAUGCUUACAUAUGAAUAUCUCCGAAAAAAGAUCAAUACGCUCCAGCAUGAAGGUCAGAAGCGGCUGGAUGAUAUAAAUGCGGUAGGUGAUACCUUUAUUUAG
This is a messenger RNA of Talaromyces marneffei, 1239 nucleotides long. RefSeq lists its product as uncharacterized. Bases 1 to 1239 code for a protein of 412 amino acids. The record is from RefSeq and is a predicted model, not a curated record. Gene Ontology annotation, biological process: pyrimidine nucleotide import into mitochondrion. Gene Ontology annotation, molecular function: pyrimidine nucleotide transmembrane transporter activity. The transcript is spliced from 2 exons. Gene Ontology annotation, cellular component: mitochondrion. Lineage: Eukaryota; Fungi; Ascomycota; Eurotiomycetes; Eurotiales; Trichocomaceae.